ACGUCGCUAUUUUCGGCCGGCGUGACUCACGGGAUAUAAGCGAGUACGUUUAGUUGGGUGUUCACAAGUUGUCGGGCCACCGUGGCGCACAGGGUGAUCCGCGUUCGCGCAAGGCACACACACGUCGCGAUCCUACCGUCGCGCUGACGUUCUCGUUCCGUUCCGUGGAGCAGAAGGACGGCACACGCGCACCACAUCGUGAGUCAUUGUUGUGUUGACAGUCGAGACAGGCCGGCAGGCGAGGCGGACCUAGCGCAGACCAGGGCGGACGGACGCGAGCAGGUUGCCGCUCCACCGCGGAGACCGGUCGCCCGUCGCGUCGACGUAGCGACACCGGACGUGCGUCGACUCCCGCUCGUAUCCCGGGCGCCGCGCCGGUGGUUGGUGCGCGAUAGCUACGCCGAGUGACUGUGACGGUGCGGCGUGGAACACGGAGAGAACCGGCGGUCGUGCCGCGAGUGAAUUUUCGCGUACAGCCGCGCGCGCGGCUGUUAUGUAAUCACCGCGCCGCAGAGCGGAGUGUUUGCGCGUUGACGUAGGCAGAGAGGAAGGAAGAGAGAGAGAGAGAAAGAGAGAGAGAGAGAAAAAGGAACGUCGCAGAACACGUUGACGUGUUGAGAAACUCUCGAAAGGCCCGUCGUUGUCCUUAACGCGUUCCGGAGGGGGAACGAGCGUUUUCCCGUCCGGAGGUGAGGAGACCAGAGGGAGUCGAGGGUGACACCUCGGUGUUCCUAAUCGAGGCGAGUCAACCAGCCCGGCGGCAUCGAUGGUGCGCAGCCUGGCGAUGGAGCAGACGUUCUACGAGGACGCGGGCGUCUACGGCGGGAUGAACGGCGGGCGCGAGAACAGCGUGGGCCAGCUCAAGCGGAACCUCACACUGGACCUCAACGGCUGCCAGAGGCCGGGCCCGCAGGCCAAGAGGCCGCGGCUGGGCCCGCUGCCGCCGGCCCUCAACAACGUCACGCCAAUCCUGAGCUCGCCGGAUCUCAACAUGCUGAAGCUUGCGUCGCCGGAGCUCGAGAAGCUCAUCAUGACGCAGUCGGACGGCCUGGUCACCAGUUUACCCACACCUACCACCCAGAUCCUGUUCCCCAAGGCGGUCACCGAGGCCCAGGAGUUGUACGCGAGGGGCUUCGUCGACGCGCUCAACGAGCUCCACCACUCGGACAGCUCGCAGGAACCCGGCAGCAUGCACGGCGCCACGUACACGACCCUGGAGCCGCCCGGCAGCGUGCAGAGCACCGAGUCCACCAUGAGCAACCCCGGCCUGGUGCACGUCAAGGACGAGCCGCAGACGGUGCCGAGCGUGUCGAGCACGCCGCCGAUGUCGCCGAUCGACAUGGAGAACCAGGAGAAGAUCAAGCUGGAGAGGAAGCGGCAGAGGAACCGCGUGGCCGCGUCCAAGUGCCGACGGCGCAAGCUCGAGCGCAUCUCCAGGCUCGAGGACAAGGUCAAGCUGCUCAAGGGCGAGAACACCGAGCUGAGCGGCAUCGUGCACAAGCUCAAGGAGCACGUGUGCCGGCUCAAGGAGCAGGUCAUGGACCACGUGCACGCCGGCUGUCCCAUCAUGGCCGUCGGCAAUCAGUUUUGAAGCGCCCCCCUCCCCCCCCUCAAUCGUCGUCAGGUGUCUCGCCGCCACCGCGCUCGCUGUCUUCUUGCCCUCGCGGCUAAGUUUCCGCGCCGAAAAUCAACAGUCGACUCUGUCGCCUAAACGACAGUUGGUUAGACGUGGCCGUGUUGGAGCCGACUAGGAUCCAGGUGUCAAUAACAAGAGGAAGAAGUUAUGUCCGGAACAGAAAUCGGCGCGUAGUACUAAUGUGGAAAGAAACGGUAUAUAG
Vollenhovia emeryi is the source of this 1838-nucleotide messenger RNA. It is a transcript of the gene Jra, whose product is annotated as transcription factor AP-1. The record is from RefSeq and is a predicted model, not a curated record. Lineage: Eukaryota; Metazoa; Arthropoda; Insecta; Hymenoptera; Formicidae. The transcript has a single exon. Gene Ontology annotation, cellular component: transcription regulator complex. Gene Ontology annotation, molecular function: RNA polymerase II cis-regulatory region sequence-specific DNA binding; DNA-binding transcription factor activity, RNA polymerase II-specific; transcription factor binding. The coding region runs from base 767 to 1591 and encodes 274 amino acids. Gene Ontology annotation, biological process: regulation of transcription by RNA polymerase II; regulation of cell population proliferation; regulation of cell cycle.